UUGUACCGAGUUGUGAUGUGCUCAUCUGACUGUUGGCAGAUGCAAUAUGUUUGUUUUAGGAACAUCGUUUCAACUGUUAACUUGGGCUGUAAACUGGAUCUGAAAAAGAUUGCUCUUCAUGCUCGUAAUGCCGAAUACAAUCCCAAACGUUUCGCUGCUGUCAUCAUGAGGAUACGUGAACCUCGGACCACGGCACUCAUAUUCAGUUCCGGGAAAAUGGUGUGCACAGGGGCUAAAAGUGAAGAAGAUUCGCGACUUGCCGCAAGGAAAUACGCUCGAAUUAUUCAGAAACUUGGGUUUCCGGCAAAAUUCCUCGACUUCAAAAUCCAGAAUAUGGUUGGAAGUUGUGAUGUGAAGUUUCCUAUUCGACUGGAAGGUCUUGUUCUUACGCAUGGACAGUUUAGCAGCUAUGAACCAGAACUGUUUCCCGGUUUAAUAUAUCGGAUGGUUAAGCCAAGAAUUGUGUUGUUGAUAUUUGUAUCAGGAAAAGUUGUGCUAACAGGAGCCAAAGUAAGACAAGAAAUUUAUGAAGCUUUUGAUAAUAUAUACCCAAUCUUGAAGAGCUUCAAGAAGCAGUGAGUUCUGCCGUUUUAUUCGUGUUUUGUAUCUUGCUAGAAAACCGUUAUAUAAAAGACAGUUUGUGCUGAAACCACAGAGAUAUUCAUUAUUAUUGGUUAUUUCAAAAUUUGUAAAGAUUGAUUUCUUCUGGAAUGCAUUACAACUGGCUGAUGUUUCCUAUUCACUUUAGUGAGACCACAGGAGAAGAGUUUUCCUACUGACAAUUCAAAUAUAGUAAUAUGCAUAAAAUACGAGGU
Messenger RNA from Zootermopsis nevadensis, 815 nucleotides. NCBI's taxonomy places the organism in Eukaryota, Metazoa, Arthropoda, Insecta, Blattodea, Termopsidae. The record is from RefSeq and is a predicted model, not a curated record.